UACGUUUGGGCCCCAGGUUUAUGGCAGGGCCCCAGGUUUACGACUGGGGGAUUGGUGCAUUUGGGCCCCAGGUUUAUGUCUGGGCCUGGCUUACGACUGGGGGUGGUUUACUUCUGGGCCCCAGGUUUACGGCAGGGCCCCAGGUUUACGACUGGGGGGGUGGUCAUCUGGGCCCCAGGUUUAUAUCUGGGCCCGGCUUAUGACUGGGGGCGGUUUACGUCUGGGCCCCAGGUUUACGACUGGGGGGUUGGUGCAUUUGGGCCCCAGGUUUAUGUCUGGGCCUGGUUCAUGACUUGGUGGGUUCAUGUCUGGGCCUAGUUUACGACUGAGGGUGUUUACGUGUGGACCCCAGGUUUACGACAUCGGUGUUGUUAUGACUGGGCCGUUUAGUCUGCCCCCGGUUUCAUGACUGCUACCAGUGGCCACCUCUCUACCACCUGGGUCUGGUGGCCCCACUCUUACGCCCAGGAAGGUACCCAGUGGAGAAAGAGUCUUUCAGCGACCACCAGCUCUAGAGUGCAGGAGCCUGGUCUUCCUGGCUGAGAGGGCUCCCUGCAUCUGGUCACAGCUGUCCCUGAGGGCGAGGGAACCGGAAGCUGAAGUCAUAGAGGUCACAUGCUGACAGCAUGGAGCCAGAGGACGGAUUCAUCCCUGUAUCUCUGAGUCACCAAGUGGAGCACAGCUGCCCUGAACUUGUGUUUCGAGAGUGAGAGCUCAUAUCCUGACUGCCCACCUCCCACCUCCAUUUCUGAGCUGUGGGCAUCACUAAUGUGGACACUUCCUCACCUUUCUUUUCUACACUCUGACCCUGGGGAUUAAAGGAGGUCAUUGUCACAUCAUCAUUGGCCAGCCAAUCAGGUGGGCACCUCCCUCCAAGGACCUCCUUGUGCCAGAGGAGUUCUCAGCCUGCUUCCGUGGAAGGAGGGAGCCACGAAGGAGGCCUGGUGUAAGUCCAAAGAUGAUAAUUACAACAUGGAUUGUGUACAUUCUCGCCCGGAAAGGUGUCGGGUUCCCCUUCCCACCGAAAGUCAGUUCGGACGUGGAAGUUGUGGAGAGCGAGGCUGUGUCUGUAGUACAGCACUGGUUGAAAAAGACUGAAGAAGAGGCUUCCCAGGACAUAAAGGAGAAGAUGUCCACCAACUGCCCUCCCACGCAUGGCCAAGAUGUACAUGUGACCAGAGACGAGGUGAAGCACCACCUCUCAAAGUCUGGUUUGUUAACAAACCAGAGUCAGGAGGUCCUGGAGGAAAGAACAAGAAUCCAGUUCAUAAGAUGGAGCCAUACCCGUAUCUUCCAAGUGCCAAGCGAGGUGAGAAAUGAUGCCAUGCGAGAACGGAUAGAGCAGGUGAGACGAAGCAUAUGCCAUCUUACGAAUGAGGCAUCUCAGGAGCUUCACAAGAGCAAUUCCUACUCAGACUGCUGAGAGCAGCAGGUUGAUGCCCUUCAGGGUCAAGGAGCUGCCUGUGUCGGAAGGAUGUCCAACCCCCCUUGACCUGAGGAGCGACCACACCUGGGCAGAAAGAAUCCAGUGGGUGAGCCCUUCCUUGUGACAGUGGCAGCACUGGAGUCUUCUUGCUGAACUGCUGAUAAAGAGAUGCACUAUUUAACCACCAUCCCAGCCUCUGG
This is a messenger RNA of Delphinapterus leucas (beluga whale), 1626 nucleotides long. It is a transcript of the gene SPATA19, whose product is annotated as spermatogenesis associated 19. Gene Ontology annotation, cellular component: sperm midpiece. The record is from RefSeq and is a predicted model, not a curated record. NCBI's taxonomy places the organism in Eukaryota, Metazoa, Chordata, Mammalia, Artiodactyla, Monodontidae.